Egretta garzetta (little egret) is the source of this 1254-nucleotide messenger RNA. Its product is annotated as partitioning defective 6 homolog alpha. Lineage: Eukaryota; Metazoa; Chordata; Aves; Pelecaniformes; Ardeidae. Gene Ontology annotation, cellular component: nucleus; cell cortex; apical plasma membrane. The coding region runs from base 1 to 1254 and encodes 417 amino acids. Gene Ontology annotation, biological process: centrosome cycle; regulation of cellular localization; establishment or maintenance of cell polarity. The record is from RefSeq and is a predicted model, not a curated record. The transcript is spliced from 5 exons. Gene Ontology annotation, molecular function: protein kinase C binding.
AUGGACAAAGGGGACAGAGCUCCCCUGAGCUACCCGCUGCCCGUCUCCCACCCUGGCCAUUGCUGGGAAAACCGCCUGCUCACAGGAAUGUGCCGGACAACCUGGCACUGGUCCGGCUUUGGGCAGGGGUGUGGCAGCUUCCCCGGAGCCCCUGAGCAAGACUUCAGCCUUGUUUGGGCUCUGGGGCUGGCGGCCUUGGUGCUGGCGGCCUUGGUGCUGGCGGCCCGCAAGCAGUUUGACGCUGAAUUUCGUCGCUUCGCCAUGAAGCGCUCUGGUGUGGGCAGCUUCCAGGACUUCUACCACCUGCUGCAGACGGUGCACCAGAUCCCACGGGUAGAUGUGCUCCUCGGCUACACAGAUGUCCACGGUGACCUCCUGCCCAUCAACAAUGAUGACAACUACCACAAAGCCCUCUCCUCCGCCAACCCCCUCCUCAGGGUCAUCAUCCAGAAGAAGGCAGAGUCUGACACCGGUGUCUUUGCCUCGAACUCCUUGCAGCGGAAGAAGAAGGGGCUGCUGCGCCCCACGCACUACCGGGCCAAGUCUCACCUCCUCAUCGGCAUGCCCCAGGACUUCCGCCAGAUCUCCUCCAUCAUUGACGUGGACAUCCUGCCCGAGACCCACCGCCGCGUGCGGCUCCACAAGCACGGCUCUGACAAGCCACUGGGCUUCUACAUCCGUGACGGUGUCAGUGUGCGCGUGGCCCCACAGGGCGUCGAGAAGGUGCCCGGCAUCUUCAUCUCCCGCCUGGUGAAGGGUGGCUUGGCCGAGAGCACGGGGCUGCUGGCAGUGAGCGAUGAGAUCCUGGAGGUCAAUGGCAUCGACGUGGCUGGCAAGUCCCUGGACCAGGUGACGGACAUGAUGGUGGCCAAUAGCCACAACCUCAUCAUCACAGUCAAGCCGGCCAACCAGCGCAACAACGUCAUCCGCAGCAGCAAGGCCUCAGGCAGCUCGGGCAUGUCCACAGACAGCACCCCCAGCCAGCAGACCCCCAGCCCGGCCUCGCAGUACCUGAGCAACUACAGCACGGCUGAGAGUGACGAGGAGGGUGACCUGGUCAUCGAGAGUGACAGCACACCCCACUACAUCCCCGGGGGCUGCCCUAAUGGGGGCCCUGCGGAUGGACUCCUCCAGCGGAGCCUGUCCCCGCACAGCUCGCGGGGCUCCCUGCAGGGACACCCCGGUGACAUCUGCCAGGAGCUGGGUGGCACCUGGGCUGGCUGCGGCACCCUGGCUGCCACUCCGCCCCAGUAA